ACAUGUUUAAUUGUCACAUGACCACAAGCUCUAAAUUCUAUUAUCCAAUAUUUCAGCACACACACAUACCAUCUUCACAGUGAAGCUUUAAACCACUGUCAGGUAUGGCAGUUUCUUCAUGCUCUUUGAGCUGGACUUCACCCUGUGUAUCCCAUAAGUUAAAUUUGCCACAUUCAAAUCAUUUGCCUCGCAUUACAUCAACUUCACAUUCCAACAAUGUUUCUUGUGCAACUGAAACCACUUCCAGUGAAGAAAGCCACUCCCAGAGAAGAUUGCUAUUGUUGGGUAUUGGAGCAAUAACAGCAAAUUUACAACCAACAAGAUUGCUCUUUGCUGAAGAAAUACCAGAUAGAUACCGAGCUUUUGUGGACUAUUCAGAUGGGUAUUCUUAUGUAUAUCCCUCAGAUUGGAAGGAAUUUGACUUCAGGGCACAUGAUUCUGCAUUCAAAGACAGAUAUCUGCAGUUACAAAAUGUAAGGGUGAGAUUUUUACCAACUGAGAAGAAAGACAUCAGAGAUAUGGGUCCAAUAGAAGAGGUUGUUCCCAAUUUGGUGAAACAUAAAUAUUCAACGCCAACCCAAAUCUCAACAAUAUAUGACAUGCAGGAGAAAAAUAUAGAUGGAAAACAUUACUAUACAUUUGAAUAUGUACUUACAUCACCAAAUUUCUCUAGUGCCUCCUUUACAACAGUUGCUAUAGGAAAUGGAAGGUACUACACAUUAAUUGUGGGAGCCAAUGAAAGGAGAUGGAAAAGAGUACGAAAUCAGCUUAAAGUGGUAGCAGACUCCUUUAGGCUCCUUGACAUUUGAUAUGUUACAGGAGCAUGUCCUAAUUUGCCUACAGAUUGAUCAAGUUUGAAAUAUGUAAGUAUAUAUCAAGAGCAACUUUUGUAAGUGAAUGAUAUCAUCUGAAAUUUUGUUUUUUAUUUUCCUGCAUGAAUGUCCAAAGUUUCUUUA
This is a messenger RNA of Lotus japonicus, 956 nucleotides long. RefSeq names its product photosynthetic NDH subunit of lumenal location 1, chloroplastic. Gene Ontology annotation, cellular component: photosystem II; extrinsic component of membrane; photosystem II oxygen evolving complex. The transcript is spliced from 8 exons. Gene Ontology annotation, molecular function: calcium ion binding. Lineage: Eukaryota; Viridiplantae; Streptophyta; Magnoliopsida; Fabales; Fabaceae. The record is from RefSeq and is a predicted model, not a curated record. Gene Ontology annotation, biological process: photosynthesis. Bases 105 to 809 code for a protein of 234 amino acids.